GUUCACUUAGCUCCACCUGCAGGCGGUGUACUCCCAUGAGAAGGUGAAGAUGGAGGGAACCAUCACGCAGCAGACCAAGCUCAUCGACUUCCUGCAGGCCCAGGCGCACGGGGGCUCCAAGAAGAAGAAGGGUCUGUUUGGCCGUCGUCGGGAAGACCUUCUGGCUGCCAUGGCUGCUCAGGCUCAGAAUCAGAGUCAGAGUCAGAAUCAGAGUCAGGGUCAGGGUCAGGGUCCGGUGUCCCCGCUGCCCUCCAUCCAGCCGGUGCCUCUGCAGUACAGCGACAUCAAGCUGGCUCUGGACAAAGAGAGGGGUCGCAGCACGGAGCUGGAGGAGGCGCUGCAGAAGAUGAGAGGAGAGCUGCGGUCUCUGAGAGAGGAGG
This is a messenger RNA of Notothenia coriiceps (black rockcod), 380 nucleotides long. RefSeq names its product citron Rho-interacting kinase-like. The transcript has 2 exons. The annotation marks the transcript as partial. Lineage: Eukaryota; Metazoa; Chordata; Actinopteri; Perciformes; Nototheniidae. The record is from RefSeq and is a predicted model, not a curated record.